This is a messenger RNA of Salvelinus sp. IW2-2015, 1265 nucleotides long. RefSeq names its product protein FAM180A. The record is from RefSeq and is a predicted model, not a curated record. Lineage: Eukaryota; Metazoa; Chordata; Actinopteri; Salmoniformes; Salmonidae.
AACUGUUUAAGGUUUAAGAACCAAACGGAAGCAAAACAAGAGUUUCUAUUGGACAAAUUCAGGUAGGUCCCUCCCCGCUUCGUUCCGUCUGCUUCCUUUUACAAAGAAACGUUUUGCAACCAAAUCUGUGUAAUGAAUACGCCCCUGGUGAUUAUGUUUGUGAUGUGUGUGUGCUGGGCCGAGAGUCAGCAUGAUGCAUCAGUGCGGUCUACUCAUCACUGUGUUCUACUGCCAGCUGUACCUGGCUGCUGCUCAACACUGGAGGAAAGCCCUUUACCCAUCAGCUUUUAGAGUGAAGCGUGGCACACACUCAUUGGUCAACCCCACCUUCCAGAACUCUGUGGAAGAUGUUAACCUGCUGUUUGAGAUCCUGCUGGCAGGCCUGCAGAUCGAGGGUGAGGACAAGCCCUUCGUGAUCCCAGACAUGGAGCUGGCGUCUCUGAGGACGGUCCAAAAGCUGGAGGUUAUCUGUGAGGACGUCCUGCCCAAGAGACUAUCCGAGAUCAAACGUCUGACCUCCCACCUGUCCCAGCGCAGAGGUGCCCUGAGCAGGGAGGACUUUGAGCGCACAGUGCUCACUAUGGUGUACACUGCCCAGACUCUGGCUCAUACCACCUCCCAACACCAAAAGGCACUGUGGGGAGACGCCCUGCUGCAGCUGUUCAGGGCCAUACAAGAAGAUCUGACGCCUCCACCCAGGACACCUCAGCACAACUAGUGUUAUGGACAUGUGGACACAUUCUUUUAGAUACUGUAAUAUACUGAUUAUUUUAUACUGUAACACAAGUCACUUUUUGGCAAAGAAUUUGAAGGAUGUUUUCUAUUGAGUUGUAUUGUAUUAUCAAAAUGGCUGUUCUGAUAAUGUAAUAUGUUUGGUUAUGAUCAAAUUAUAUGAUCUAAUCAUAUUGAAAGGAGGAUGUGGGAAAAGGAGGGAUGUGAACUAUAUCUUGUUCAUGUUCUAUCUACCGGAUUCCGCCUUGUUCCAGGACUUCAGACGUAAUCAAACAUUUUAAAUAUUUUAUCAGUCACUCUGUCAUCGUGAUUCAUACCAGGUCUUUAUCAAAUCUUCUGUCAGCUGUUUAUCACAAUCACAUAAUCUUUCCCCAGCACAGUCCCAUGGCGAAAGGGAGCUUCAUGAAAAAGUUGUCCUAUGAGGUGCAGAAAUAUUGUAUUGAAUUGUAACAUUGCUUUGGAUGAAGACAGGGCUAUCAAUUUGCUCAGCUUAUUUCUCUAAUUGAUAUUAUAAUAAAAUAAUGAUCAAUAUA